AUGAGAAACACGGGACAAGUUCCCACAAGAAAGUCGGCCGGUACAAAAUUUGGACUGGUGGCUUCUAAGCUAUGCAUGCAGUGCCUAUUUUAUCAAGGAGCUAGAUCAAUCAAACGUGAGACUCGACUAUUGAAAUGCGGGCGAGGGACUAUUAUUUCGGUAGACUUCCAACGCCUAGGUCUCACGGAAGAAGGAAGCGUUGGUCCUUCAACUUUAUUACUACCUACUGGAACACCAGGCCAGAUCCCAUCGCAGCUGGUGCUGACCGGAAUACGCCCGUCUAUCUGGCUGCCCCCUUAG
Molecule: messenger RNA, 300 nt
Organism: Penicillium alfredii
Lineage: Eukaryota; Fungi; Ascomycota; Eurotiomycetes; Eurotiales; Aspergillaceae
Exons: 2
Coding region: 1-300 (99 amino acids)
Source: RefSeq, a predicted model, not a curated record